Molecule: messenger RNA, 771 nt
Organism: Knipowitschia caucasica
Lineage: Eukaryota; Metazoa; Chordata; Actinopteri; Gobiiformes; Gobiidae
Source: the annotation of a GenBank genome assembly
AUGCAGCACAGCGCCGUGGUCGUGGUUGCGGACAAAACCAGCCUCAAAAGGCCGUUUAUCUUCGCAAAUGCUGUCAAUAUGGCAUUGUGCUUCUUUAUGCUGACAACAACAGUGGCUUGGCACAAAGAUGUAAUACAAGCCGGUCAGCUUGUGUCCAGUGCUUCUGUGGUGAUCAUGUACAUCCUGGAGGUGGGCUGUUUGCUGCUGUCUCUACUGGGGGUCCUGGGAGCCUGCUGGGGCAAGAGAUGGUGCUUGAUACUGUUUGCAGCCGGGAUGGCAGCUGCAAGUCAAACCAUUAUUGUCAAAACAGCAUUGAGUUAUCAAGAGGUCUAUGAGAGAGUGGUGGUUCGUGAGGAGACCAAACUGCUGUCCAUGAUGCCUCUGAGUGGAACCAACAAAAGCAACCGGACCCUGCUCUACAGCAUCCAAGCACAUUUCAAAUGCUGUGGUCUUGUGGAUGGGUACAAAGACUGGGGCUCCACCAUCCCAGUAUCCUGUAACUGUCAGUAUCCAGGAAAAUGUAUUCGACUACGAGGCAGUGCCACUCUUGGUGCUCCUAAGAACGUCUAUGUGUAUCAAGAGCCGUGUUUACCAAUCUACGUGUCUGCGCUGAAGCGAGGAUUCACGUUAUCUACAGGAAUUCGCUUUGGCAGUGGCGUCUUCUGGGCGGUGUUGAUGGUGAUGAGCAUCCAGCUGAUGGUGCAGUUGAAAAGGAAAGAAGACUUCAUCGCUUUGCUCCAGUCCAACAGAUAUGUGCCUGGGGCCUUCUGA